Ylistrum balloti is the source of this 399-nucleotide messenger RNA. RefSeq lists its product as uncharacterized. The coding region runs from base 1 to 399 and encodes 132 amino acids. The record is from RefSeq and is a predicted model, not a curated record. The transcript has 3 exons. NCBI's taxonomy places the organism in Eukaryota, Metazoa, Mollusca, Bivalvia, Pectinida, Pectinidae.
AUGGCCGAUCUCGAUGAACUGAAACAGAAGUAUAAAUUCCACGAGGAGACACUGAGUUACUUUAAACUACGUGCCGAGGCUGGCUUUGGAUCGUAUCCGAACGCACCGUCUAUAGAAGCGGCAAGGGAUAUUAAUUUACAAGUGACAAAAAAAUUUGCAGGCGAGAUCGAAUUUGACGGCAAAGUGAAGGAAUUUAAUGUUCCGUCACCUUAUGCUCCCGAUGGUAUUCCUGUGACGGUUUAUAGAUCCAAGAACUGCGAUCUCGUUGUAGCUCCAUCCAUUUUUGUAUUUUUCCACGGAGGUGGUAAUGUUGUUGGAUCAAGGCAGACCUGUGAUGUCAUCUGCAAAAUAUUUUCAAGCAUCAAUGAUGAGUCCCAGAAGGAUGAAACAGCUGUUUGA